Populus euphratica (Euphrates poplar) is the source of this 2239-nucleotide messenger RNA. RefSeq names its product splicing factor U2af large subunit A-like. The transcript is spliced from 18 exons. The coding region runs from base 108 to 1745 and encodes 545 amino acids. The record is from RefSeq and is a predicted model, not a curated record. Gene Ontology annotation, biological process: mRNA processing. Gene Ontology annotation, cellular component: nucleus. Gene Ontology annotation, molecular function: RNA binding. NCBI's taxonomy places the organism in Eukaryota, Viridiplantae, Streptophyta, Magnoliopsida, Malpighiales, Salicaceae.
GCUGUCUCUUUUCUUCUUCUUCUUCUUCACAUCGCUUCUUCCCAUUUAAACCAAGAUUGAAAUCAAAAUCGAAAUUAGGGUUUUGAUUUCUCAAAGUUUAAGCUACAAUGUCUUACAACGAUACAGGAAUCGAUGAGAAUGACGAAGAUUACACUUCUCAGAUUGAUCGUGUCUCCCGUCACAAGACGUACAGUUCUCGGGAAUCUGAACAUGAUAGGUCAAGGACUCGAGGCAGGGGAAAUGAUCAUGACCGCUAUCGUGGCGGGUAUAAAGAUGGAAGUGUGAGGAAUGAUGGAAGAAGAGAUAAAUUCGGUGAUUUUGAACGUCAUGAAAGGAGUAGCCGUGGUCGUAAUUAUCAUAGGCACCGUGAUUAUGAUGGUGAUAGAGGAAGAAGGAAUGGAAACAGAUCAAGUUCUUAUUCUCAGGGUAAAUUUCAGAAUCGAUCUAGGUCACGCUCUCGUUCGCGAUCUCCUUCGAAAAGCAAGCGGAAAAGUGGUUUUGACAUGGCUCCAUCUGAGGUGGGCAUGCUUCCUGGUGCUGCUGUGGCAGUUAAUGAUGCUGGACAACUGCCAAGUCUUCCUCAAACAAUGCCAGGAGUGGUACAGAACGCUUUACAAUUUGGAACAACACAGUAUGGAGUUUUUCCAUUAAUGCCUGCCCAGGCCAUGACCCAGCAGGCAACAAGGCAUGCACGGCGUGUUUAUGUUGGUGGUCUCCCUCCCCUGGCUAAUGAACAGACAAUUGCAGCAUUCUUUAGCCAUAUUAUGGCUUCCAUUGGAGGAAAUGCUGCUGGUCCAGGUGAUGCAGUGGUGAAUGUAUACAUAAAUCACGAGAAGAAAUUCGCGUUCGUGGAGAUGAGAACUGUUGAAGAAGCAAGCAAUGCAAUGGCUUUAGAUGGAAUUAUUUUUGAGGGGGUUGCUGUGAGAGUUCGGAGGCCUACUGACUACAAUCCGUCAUUGGCUGCGACUCUGGGUCCUAGUCAACCAAGUCCUCUCCUUAACUUAGCUGCUGUUGGUCUCAUACCAGGUACAAUUAGUGGAGCAGAAGGACCUGAUCGUGUCUUUGUGGGUGGAUUGCCAUAUUACUUUACUGAGUUACAGAUUAGAGAGUUGCUAGAAUCUUUUGGACCUCUCCGUGGUUUUGACCUUGUGAAGGACAGAGACACUGGGAACUCUAAAGGAUAUGGUUUCUGUGUCUAUCAGGAUCCUGCGGUGACUGAUAUUGCAUGUGCUGCUCUAAAUGGCUUGAAAAUGGGAGAUAAAACUCUAACUGUCCGUCGUGCUACUGAAAGUGGUGGGCAGUCCAAGUCAGAACAGGAAAAUAUAUUGGCUCAAGCUCAGCAGCAUAUAGCUAUCCAGAAAAUGGCCUUGCAAGCUGGUGUUAUGAAUCUUCCUGGAGUAGGGAUACCGUUGGCAGAAUCUUCGUACACUCCAUCUAAAGUUUUAUGCUUGACUGAGGCUAUUACCAUGGAAGUACUAGCAGAUGAUGAAGAGUAUGAAGAAAUAUUAGAAGAUAUGCGGGAAGAAUGUUGUAAAUUUGGAACUUUGAUCAAUGUUGUUAUUCCUCGCCCAAGUCAGAAUGAAGAGAAAAUGCCUGGCGCUGGAAAGGUGUUCUUGGAGUAUUCUGAUACCAUUAGUUGUGCAAAUGCAAGAAAUGCACUAAAUGGGAGGAAAUUUGGAGGGAAUACUGUGAAUGCGUUGUAUUAUCCAGAAGAGAAGUAUUCUAAUGGAGAUUAUGGCGCAUAAGAAACUUAGGAACACGAUUCCCUUUCUCAAGUUCUGUAUCACAGUUUAUAUUAUAUUAUCGAAUCAUUUAUUGUCAACUGUUAGCAGCUACUUCCUGCGCAGAUAUCUCAGGUAUGUAAAUAUAACUUUGUGUCGACUGUCAGCAACAAAAAGCAUAAUCUGUUAGUUAAGGUGGCUUGUUCCUUGUCCAUUCUCUUUCAUCCCUCGUGCCCCAUUGUUUCGAGCAACUUGUGGAUUCUGGCAGUGGUUGUUUAAGGGGUUGGUUGAGCAGCGGGAACUUCUGUUUAUUGAUGAAACGCAAUAUUGUUAAAAGACUUUUUAUCUUGCAAUUUUUAAGAUUCCAAGCAAUAGUGUUUUGUAUGUUAAGAAAUCUCAAAUUAUGAGGAAGUGAGAAACGGUGUUUGCCAUGUGUGAUCGCAUUUCUGGACAUGUCUUGUCUAUAACAGCAUUUCACAUCAGUUCAUGUGUAAAUGUUAUGGGUUCUGAGUAGUUUU